Molecule: messenger RNA, 3636 nt
Organism: Heterocephalus glaber (naked mole-rat)
Lineage: Eukaryota; Metazoa; Chordata; Mammalia; Rodentia; Bathyergidae
Source: RefSeq, a predicted model, not a curated record
UUAAUUGCAGAUGAAGAUACAAAAAGGAGAGCGAAGAAAGUUAAGAAAAAGGAAAAAAAGAAGAAACACAGAUCGAAGAAAUAUAAGAAAAAGAAGUCUAAGAAGAGCAGAAAAGAGUCCAGUGAUUCAAGUUCUAAAGAUUCCCAAGAAGAAUUUCUGGAGAAUCUCUGGAAGGAUCGAUCAAAGGCUGAAGAACCCUCAGAUUUAAUUGGCCCAGAAGCUCCAAAAACACUUGCCUCUCAAGAUGAUAAACCUUUGAACUAUGGCCAUGCUCUAUUACCUGGUGAAGGUGCAGCUAUGGCUGAAUAUGUAAAAGCUGGAAAACGUAUUCCACGAAGAGGUGAAAUUGGGUUGACAAGUGAAGAAAUUGCAUCAUUUGAGUGUUCGGGUUACGUAAUGAGUGGUAGCAGGCAUCGCCGAAUGGAGGCCGUGCGACUGCGAAAAGAGAACCAGAUCUAUAGUGCUGAUGAGAAGAGAGCCCUUGCGUCUUUUAACCAAGAAGAGAGACGAAAGAGAGAGAACAAGAUCCUGGCCAGUUUUCGAGAGAUGGUAUACAGAAAGACCAAAGGGAAGGAUGACAAAUAAAGAUUUUCUAAUUGUUCAGCAGGCAUUUUUCACAGCAAAAAAGAAAGUCUGUGUUCUCCACAUACACAAAAAGAUUAUUAUGCUCUGAAAAAGCUUUACAGUGCUACUGUGCCUUCUAUUUAAUUCCUUCAGUCCUUCAAUUAAAAAGCUGCUUAUUGAUAAUAACUGUAGUAAAUUAUUUGGGAUUGACCUUAACGUUUUGGUUUAAAAAUCCAAAUUAUGAAUGAAAUCCUACUGUAUUAGGGGAGGUGGCAUGGAGAGAAAGUGUCAGUAAGAUGAGAAACUUAAUCUCACGCUAAGGCUCAGUGCUCCGAUUGGCUCUACACAAUGCCGACCCUACGUGUUCUUAGGGGAAAUUAUCAUUCCUCUGUGUUGAACGUGUUAUAAGUGGACUUGAUAGAAACUACAUAGGAGGCUACUUUUGUUAAGAAAAUGAAAGCUUUGCUGAAAAAAAAGAGCAAGUCUGGAAUUUGAAAACUGACUUGUAAGAUGUAUAAUCUGCCCUGGAAUAGUUAUUUUGCUUUCAGUACCUACCUGUACUCUAAAAUGAGCCAACAAGCCAAAAAGCAAACUAACCCAUGGAUUUUUUGAAUUGAAAAUAUAAACAUAUGGUGUUUUAAAUUCUUAAUAAUCCACUUAAAGAUGGCUCUUUCAGGGGCUGGGGAUAUAGCUCAGUGGUACAGUGCAUGCUUAGCAUACCUAAGACCCUGGGUUCGAUUCUCAGCACUGCAAAAGAAAAAAAAUACUUUCAAAUAUAAAAUCUUGGGAAGUCUAUUGCUGUGCCAGUGUAAGCACCUUAUUUCUAUUUAAUCUAUACUUCAGUGAUAGGAUAACAUCUGGAAAGAAUGAGAGUCAACUAUAGUCAAGAGUGCUGGUGGGAAAAAAUAUAAUGAGUCAGUUGUUUCAUAAGAUGAAGCUAAAAUGAUAUUCAACUUUUUGCAGUGCUAGUGAUUAAAUCCUGGAGCUUUGCACUGAGCUACAUCCCCAGCCCUUUCUAUUCUUAUUUAUUUUUUUGAGACAGGGUCUUAGUCACAAAGUUGCUCAGGCUGGGCUUGAACUUGUGAUCCUCUUGUCUCAGCCUUGAUAUUAAACAUUUUUAAACUUUGUCCUUUAUGUAAGAAGAAGAUCUAGUUAUAAACGUUAAAUCUUUCAGUUUACUUUUUAUAUCAUUCAGUUUAAUCGUUAACUUUGUAUAAAACCCCCUCACAUUAUCACUUUUUUGGAAAGUGCAAAUGGUGGGACUGUGAGAUCAUAAUCUUUUUCCUUCCCUUAUUUUGUUCAAUUUAAUUAGGUCACUUUGGGGAGGGGACAGUUGAAGUUUUCACUGUUUUUGUUAAGCUUGGAAGGUUGUUUUGAUUUCCAGUAUUAUAUACAUAGGAUAAAUUUAGAUUGCUGGGUGACAGGAAAAUUUUGACUAUGCCAUUAUAAAAUGCCCUUCUUAUAAUAAUUUAAAGUGGUUUUUGUUCAGUUUUUAAAUAAGGCACUCAUAUUUCAAGUAUAGAGCACAAAUUUUUCUAUUUAACAUGUAUUCUUGGGAAAUGUCUACCUUUAAUCCACAACUGCUGAACUAAACAGCAGUCAGCAUAUAGCAAUAUCUGUGACCCCUGAACUUGAGGUGAUUUAUGCUACCUAGCCUAAAUUCCAAAAGUUAAAAGGAAACUAGGUCCCAAACUUGUGAGUCUUAAUCCAUCCACUUCCUUGUAUAAUAAAACCUAAAGUUUAUAAUUCCCACUUUACAAAAUUUUAUUCUCUAAGGACAUUUUUGUUACUGGUUCUUAGAGACUGAAAUGGUAUCUUCUUUUAUUUUUAGUAGGCAAGCUAGUGUAAAUGCAGCAAUUUUGCAAUACAUAUAUGAAUACUGUGAAUUUUCAUUUGAGUAAACAAAAGAAAAGAUAUUAAAUGAUUUGAGAACCUUACCACUUUUUUCAUCAGGGUUUUUUGGGGAAAUAUCUAUGAAACAGUAGCUUCAAUAGCAUAUUCUUUAGGAAAGAGGAAGGAAGAAUAAAAGGGCUUAAAGUAUUUUAUUUUCAGCUUAUGAGGCUUAGUGUUUCAAACUAUGUUCACCUAAACCAUGUAGGGCUAUUGUGUUUCAAAGAUAUUUUUCUGUUCUUCAAGGAGACACCUCCUCACCUGUCACUCUGAUAGGAUUUUCCCUUCCUUUUAAUUUAUUGCACAAAUAUGGUUUUUAAAAAGGGGGGGCUGGGGAUUUAGCUCAGUGUUUCCACCGCCUGCCUCACAUGCACAAGGUCCUGAGUUCGAUCCCUGGUACCCAAAAAAAAGAAGGAAGAAAAAUUACAGUCCUACCAUCUCAAUCGCUAGUGUUCUGUGUUCUUUUCCAGUGUUUGUCUAAGUGAGUAUGUAUUCUGAUGUACUUGUGAGUAAUCACUGAGUGUAAUGUAAAUUUGUCUUUGGUGUUUUAAAAUUUUGCAGCCUGGUAAGGGAGCUUCUCAGAAAAGGUGGAAACAAGAGAUGAUCUGAUAUGAGGAUGGGCAGACCGGAAAUAAGAAAGGGUACUGAUUGAACCCAUUUCUGUUGCAUUGCCCCCACCCACCCCCGUCUUCAAGCCACCCUGCUGCCAUCACCAGUGUGAUGGUGCGUUGUGGAAGGCAGCAUGCCAGGUGUCAGAGUAUUAAGUGUACUGUUCAGCAGUAAGGCCAACUCACAGUAAAUAAAGUGAUCUAUGAGGAGGGCCACCCUUCAGACUGGUUAUACUAGGAGCUGUAGAACCUUCGCCAUUUUUUUGUUCCCCAGUUGGGACCAUAAGGGUGUGUCUGGAUUGGAGACUUAGGCACAGAUCGGGGAUUAAGCAGCCAAGUACCAGCCAUGGUUUGGUCUGACAGGUGAAUUGUAGCAACUCUCUAAACUCAGCUCUGUACUUGUAAGACUCAAAAAUGAUGCAUAAUGAUGGGAAAAAUCUUGUAGAAAAUAGAAAACAACUUUCUGGUUACUCUGCUCAUGUGAUGGAAGUUGCAGAAUGGGAAAUGAAUGAAUGCAAAAAAUACAGCUUGAUUGUAUGCCACAAGUUUAUUCAAUAAAUAUUCCGUGGUUUGA